CUGUGUCCACCAGAAAACAGUCUGGAGCUUAUACAGAGUGUUAAAAGCUAUUUUAAACAUGAAAAGUAUGUGAAUUAACUGGAUAAACUAUGAUUUAAAAGAACAAUAAUAUGCUAAAUAUUAUUCCCCGUGAAGUGUAAAGUGUUAAUGAAAUGGAUAUUUUACAGUUGUAAACAUGGGCUGGACAGCUUUGUUUUUCCUCGGUAUGUGGAGUUGAAUAUAUAAAUAACAGGUGUGUUCCUCUAAUCUCCGGCGUUUUCCUAGUUUCGUCAAUGGUUUCUCUCUAUCCAGAGCAAGAGAGCCUCCAGUCGCUAUGGGCCCUGAUCCUCCAAUAGUACCUUUAACUCGAACCUGUGCGGAUCAUGUUCAGAUUCAUGAACUUGAUCCAGUUCACCAACACAAUUUUAACAAUCUGCACACUAUACAUGUAAAUAAUACAAAGUGAAUCCCAGCCCAGAACUAAUGAUGGAUACAGUUACGCACAACAUUAGUGGUGGAGUAGCUUCUCCAUCAAGCUCCAACAAUGCUGGAGUCUCUACACAACAGUACAAACAUAAAAGAAAAUUUAUAAACAAGUUCUUUAGUGAGCCUGUUGAAGCUCUUGAUCUGACGCUGACCAAGGCUGAGGAGAUCUUCUCAAUGGAAGAAUGGGUGGGAAACCCACUAAAACAGGAGAUGAAUCAGACCAUCAAGAUUGAGAUUCCAGCUCUAGAUUAUAGUGAAGUACAGCUUGUUGAUAGUCCUAAAGAAUCUCCUCAGGAUAGUUUCAAUCCACCCCAGAGUAAUAUCCCCCCACUCAUUGCAAAAUACUCUCAGGUGUCUCCACAGUCAUUGCCUCUCAACACCAGGGAUAUACAAAGAGUUAUACUAAAACCUAGUCAAGAGGCAUAUAAAAAUAAGUCCCCAAGAUCACCCUAUGCCCCACUUCGUUACUCCCCUUACCACACUGAGAGAUGUGGUUCACCCUACAGAUCAUCAACCGAUAUAGGGUAUACUAGACCUUUCCUUACUGUACCAUCUCCUUACUAUGUUGGCACCUCUCCGACUGGAUCUCCUAACCGCUCAUAUAGCUUAGAGGAUCAAAGGAAAUCUCUGAACAGAUCUGAAAUACCAGGAGAACCCUACAGCUCCAUCUCAAAGGCUAAUGAUUUGCUUUGCAUGGUUUCUUCCCCUGAAGAUUCCUUUAAACAUUCCAACUGUAAUGAUCAGAAUUCCCCUCGACACAGUAAACCAGGCCUUGAAAAAGACUCAGCUGAACUGUCUUGGGCUAAACAGUCAGUUCAGAGAACUCAGCGAAUCUCUCAGUACCCUCAACGAAUAUCAGUAAUAGAGAACUCAUCUGGGUACUCAAAGAUGGAUCCUGAUUGGCUCGAAACUUUGCAGCACAGAAGACUGGUGACAGAAGGAACUGAUCUUGAUACAAGGAUUGCCAUGAUGGAGAAUAGCUCAGCUCUACAAAAUCCCCUUGCUCAUGGGGUAUUGGAGACAUUAGAUACACAAACUCCAAAGUCCCCACCCUUACACUCAUCCAGAUCAAGCAACACAUCAAUGCAUGGUGAGAGGUUGCCCUACAAUAGACUCUCUCCGAAAACCGUUCCUAGAUCUUACUUCAAUGAGGUAUCUUCUCAGAAAAAUCCAUUCCUCCGUCAUGAGAAUCCAAACUUGGGGUCUUUCCACAUCACACCUUCAGAGGGGUACAUACGAAGAUCUCAAGAACUUAUCAGGGAUUCAAUGAGAAUUGAGAAUCCACAGAACAUCUUCUUGAACAGAGAUCAAAGAGACUUAUCUGGUAAUAUUUUAGACUCUGCUAGGUUCUCUAAUGUAUUCUCUGGAGGUCAGGAUAGGAAUGGGUGUCAUGGUACAGAUAAAGUCCGAUCACCUUUAUCCAACCUACAUAAACGAAAAAAUUCUGUUAUUGUUCAUCACCGCAGUGAUGAAAUCAAGUCUGAGGUACCUGAUGUCACCGAGGGUAAUGAUGUAUGUAUUCCCCAGCAUCUUCCCUUUGUUCCAAAAGAUUUUAGUUCUUGGCUAAAUUUACAAGCUAGGAUGAGACUUCAAGAUAUGUUUAGAAACUCUGAGAAGAUUAAAUCUGGUGGUGGACCAGUUCAUGGUGGAGUAUUCUCAAGCAACUUCAAUCAUGGAGGCUAUCUUCAGUCUACACAGUUCUCCAACCUCAACUUUGAUAACAAAGCCAGUCGAAAGUUUUUUGAACCCUCUAGCCAAAGUAAGGAUUUCAAAACGGACAAGGAUCAUCAUUUCUUCCCUAAAAAUGAAUAUGUCACAGACCAUGAUUCCAGAUCAUUACCACAAGAUCUAGAUCAAGAAAUGGAGGAGGAGGAUGAAGCUCCUGAAUCAGGUCAUGCUAAGGGAAAGCGUGGUCGACCGCGUAAACAUGCACCAAAGGUUCCACUGCCCCCCCUCUACGUUUUUAUACGGAACUUACUGCAUAACCCUGCAUACAACCCAUCAGUCGUGACCUGGGUCGAUGAGUCAACUGGAUGCUUUAAGGUGACCAGUACAAUAGAGUUUGCGAAAACCUGGGGGAAAAUGAAAUCUAACAGAUCCGAGGAAAUGAACUAUGAAAAGAUGUCGCGAGCUAUGCGCUACCACUACGGGUCCGAACGUCAGGGGAGGAAAGGUCAUCUUGCUAUGGUGAAGGAGAAACGGCUUUUCUACAGAUUUGGUGAGCUAGCGAUAAAUUGGCGAAGUAGCGAAGUAUCAUUGUUGCUUCAGCCCUGCUCCCAGCAUCAGCUGUGCAGGAACCAUAUUUGUCUGUGGACCAAAGAGUAGAUCUUAUAUUCUCGCUUUAUCUACUCUACAUACGCUCUCUUUUUUCCAUGUUUUGAUUUCUAAUGAAAAAGAUUGAUACGGGGUGAGCUAUAAAACCGAUAAAGCUUUGUUAUAGCUUAGUAAAUAAGAGACUUUAUUGUUUCCUGUUCUGUAAAAAAAAAAAAAAAACGGGUCUGGGAAAAAAGACUUGUUCCUUCAGAAUAUUUUCAAAGAAUGCUCUGGAAGCAAAUUAAGUUUGGGCGCUGAACACCCUUGUUAUCCUUUAAUAGCUCACUCUGCAUCUACAAAUAUAUAUUUAUUUUAAAAACUGGUUCUGCGUGUAAUGAAUGUGCCCUUGGUUAACCUACAGAUCCAGUUAUUUUUAUCUGUGAUACUAAUACAGUAAACUAUCUUAUUCUAAGCAUUCGGUAAUAUUAAAAGGAUACAUGAUAUUCGGGUCGUACAGGUGGUCCUUGUUUCACAGACAGAACAAAAUUUAAAGAAAAAACUUUUUCUUUUUUGGUAAACUCAAUAUGAAAACUGAAUAGACAAUAAGUCCUUAAAUAAUUUUUAUUACAUGUUCUGACUAAUUCCUACCUAUGUCCUCCAUUAACUUAACAAAACAACAUUUGAAACAUUUAUCCCCUUAAGUCAGCUGAUGCUUACGGUCCGCUAAUACUUGAGGUCAGAACAUACUUGAGGUCAGCUAAUACUUGAGGUCAGCUAAUACUUGAGGUCAGAAGAUACUUGAGGUCAGAAUAAACUUGAGGUCAGCUAAUACUUGAGGUGGUAUAAAACUAAGGUCAGCUAAUACUUGAGGUUAGCUGAUACUUGAGGUGAGCUGGUACUUGAGGUCAGCUAAUACUUAAGAGGUCAGCUAGUACUUGAGGUCAGCUUAUAUUUGAGGUCAGCUUACACUUGAGGUCAGCUGGUACUUAAGGUCUGCUUACACUUGAGGUCAGCUGGUACUUGAGGUCAGCUUAUACUUGAGGUCAGCUUAUACUUGAGGUCAGCUUACAGUUGAGGUCAGCUGGUACUUGAGGUCAGCUUAUACUUGAGGUCAGCUUAUACUUGAGGUCAGCUUAUACUUGAGGUCAGCUGGUACUUGAGGUCAGCUGGUACUUGAGGUCAGCUUAUACUUUAGGUCAGCUGGUACUGAAGGUUAGCUGAUACUUGAGGUCAGCUUAUACUUGAGGUCAGCUGGUACUUAAGGUCAGUUGGGGCUUGAGGUCAGCUCAUACUUGAGGUCAGCGGGUACUUGAGGUCAGCUUAUACUUAAGGUCAGCUGGUACUUGAGGUCAGCUUAUACUUAAGGUCAGCUGGUACUUGAGGUCAGCUUAUACUUGAGGUCAGCUUAUACUUGAGGUCAGCUUAUACUUACGGUCAGCUGGUACUUGAGGUCAGCUUAUACUUGAGGUCAGCUGGUACUUGAGUUCAGCUUAUAAUUAACGUCAGCUGGUAUUUGAGGUCAGCUGGUACUUAAGGUCAGCUUAUAAUUAAGGUCAGCUGGUUCUUGUGUAAAUUGUACUGUGUUCUGCGCAGAGUACUCCACUCUCCAAUAAACACUAUUAUAUCUUCGGUCAGUGUACUGCAAAUUACUGCAGAACGCACUAACAGCUCAGUUGAAGAUGUCUCAACAACAACGCGUAUUUUUAAAAAUUUCUGUUAGUAAUAUUUAUACUAAUUAACAAAAUGCUUGUCCUUAACCUAGAAGAAAUCAAAAUUAUUUAGUAAACGUUUCUCUAUUAUUAUAAUAUUUAAGAAAAACUAAUCUUUUCGUAGUCAGACAGAAUCUUUUUUUAAAAUCUCAAUACUUUCUAAAUUUUAAAAUUAUUACAUUCUUCCUCUCCUUUCAGUUUAUAAUCAAAAAUAAAAUAUUCUUGUCAUUUCAAAUCUCAGACAUAAAUGUAUUUUAUAAACAGCUGUCAAAAAAAGUAUGUUUUCAUGAAAAGUUGUUGCUCGGCUUGCAUUCAACAUUAAAGGAAAAUAAAAGCUUGAUAAAAGAGAGGUUUUGACAGUUCAUAAUUUUGUUCAAAUUUUGUACUGAAAAAUGAUCUCAUUCAAAUAUUGUAUUUUUAACAAUUUUUUGGAAUGAAGUUCUUGUAUUCUCAGUGUUCACCUUAACCAAUUUAUUUUAAACAGAAAAAAUACCUCUUUUGCAAACGCUCAAAAAACAGGAGCUUAAUCUAGUUUUCACAUUUUUGAAAAUUUAUCCAAUUAGAAAAAUUUAGAAAAUUGGAGUUACAUUUUCAUCUACUUUUUUGAUUCUAAAAGGUUAUGAAGUUAAAAGUGAAUCGACGAAGAGACAUUACAGUAUAUAACUUCUUAAUCUAUUAAAAUCUUUAAAACUUGUUGAAAAUCUAACUCAAAUUUAUUAUUUUUGUAUUUUCAAAGUCUGGAAAUUUUGUAAUUUUGUCAGUUAAGAUUUACAGGUUCUGCAUUGUUUACAUCAGACUGAUCCAAAAAGCUAUCUGAUAAAAUAUCAUUUUUUUAUAGAAAAUCAUUCUAACAUGAAAAACGAUUCGCCAGUAACAAGAAUUGAUAAUUAAAGUCAGAAAAGUGAUGUGAUACAAAUAUCUAUAUUAUAUAUAUCAAUGUUAAAAUAUCUAUAAUCAUGUAAUGUAUGAUGAUGUAUGUGCUGUUAAACCGUUUAGUGUAAAAACGGUAUUUUUUGUUGCACAAACAAAACUCGUUGUUAUUCCGUGCACCCUGCAGGCUGCAUAUUUAAUCCAUCCAGUCAGACAAUUAGGAAUCCAAGUCUAUUUCGAAAUUCGGAAAAAUUUCCUCUGGAAAAGCUCAAUGUUAAUGUGUUUAUUGUUGUGGGGCACCAAUAUCACAAAUGUGCUAAAUGUUAAGCAAAAUAACAGAAAUUACAGGUUUUUCUUUUUUCUUUUUGUAAAAUCUAAUUUGAAAGAUCAAAUUCAGGAUGUAAAGUUUGCUCAACGGAGCUUGGAUAAAAGAAUAUUUAUCUAAGCUAAAACAUUGUUUUCCAAGCUUAAAUACAGUUUUCGAAGCUAAAAAACUAUUUUCUAAGCUUUAAAACAGUUUUCCAAACUUAGAAACUAUUUUCUAAGCUUAAAUAAUUUAUUCUUUGAAUACUGUUUUCUAAGCUUAAAUACUGUUUUCUAAGCUUAAAUACUGUUUUCUAAGCUUAAAUACUGUUAUCUAAGCUUAACUAUUGUUGUCUAAGUUUACAUAUAGUUUUCUAAGCUUAAUUAGGCUCUUCUAAGCUUAAAUACUGUUUUCUACGCUUAAAAACAGUGUUCUAAGCAUAGUUUUCUACGCUCAAAUACUUUUUUGUUAGGUCGAAUACCGUUUUCUAAGCCUAAAGAUUGCUUUUUUAGCUUAAAUACCGUUGUCUAAGCUUUAACACUGCUUUCUAAGAUUAAACACUGUUUUCUGAGCUUGAAUACUGUUUUCUAAGCUAAAAUAUGGUUUUCUAAGCUUAAAUACAGUUUUUUAAGCUGAAUUACAAUUUUCUAAACUUAAAUAUAUAUAUAUAUGGUUUUAUUGAACACCGUUUUCUAAGCUUAAAUAUUGUUUUUCUAAGCUUGAAUACAGUUUUCUAAGCUGAAAUACGGUUUUCUAAGCUUAGUAAAGUUUUCUAAGCUUAAGUACAGUUUCUAAGCUUAAAUUCAGGUUUCUAAGCUUAAAUACAGUUUUCUAGGCUUAAUUUCAGUUUUCUAAGCUUAAAUAUAGUUUUCCAAGCUGAAAUACGGUUUUCUAAGCUUAAAUACUGUUUUGUUAGUUUGAAUACCGUUUUAUAAGCUUAAAUAUUGUUUUGUGAGCUUAAAUACUGUUUUCUAAGCUUAAACACUGUUUUCUAAGCUCAAAUACAGUUUACUACGCUGAAAUAAAGGGUUUUAAGCUAAAAUACAGUUUUUAAAGCCUUAAUACUUGUUUGUAAGUACUUCAGCACGUACAUUUUGGCUUAAUCUAAGAGAUGUUUAAAUCCAUUUUCUAUGACUAUAUUAAGUGAUGUUUAAACAACGAAUGAACUAAAAUUAUUGUACUAAAUUUGUUUACAUUCUUUGUUCAUACAUUACAUAGCGUUGUUGUACAACUUGGUACAUAUUUCUAUGUAUAUUGUACAUGUCUGUACAUGAAACCUGUUUUUGUUGUCGUAACAGUCAAGUGUGCUGUAUUCACCAGUAUCGGUUCUGCAGUCUCAAUAUUGUGAAAAAUAUAAUAUUUAAUUUUUA
Eurytemora carolleeae is the source of this 6971-nucleotide messenger RNA. RefSeq lists its product as uncharacterized. Gene Ontology annotation, cellular component: nucleus. The record is from RefSeq and is a predicted model, not a curated record. The transcript is spliced from 5 exons. Lineage: Eukaryota; Metazoa; Arthropoda; Copepoda; Calanoida; Temoridae. Gene Ontology annotation, biological process: cell differentiation; regulation of transcription by RNA polymerase II. The coding region runs from base 463 to 2790 and encodes 775 amino acids. Gene Ontology annotation, molecular function: sequence-specific DNA binding; DNA-binding transcription factor activity, RNA polymerase II-specific.